This is a messenger RNA of Lathyrus oleraceus (garden pea), 2230 nucleotides long. Its product is annotated as glucose-6-phosphate 1-dehydrogenase 2, chloroplastic. Gene Ontology annotation, biological process: pentose-phosphate shunt, oxidative branch; glucose metabolic process. The record is from RefSeq and is a predicted model, not a curated record. The transcript is spliced from 10 exons. Lineage: Eukaryota; Viridiplantae; Streptophyta; Magnoliopsida; Fabales; Fabaceae. Bases 189 to 1946 code for a protein of 585 amino acids. Gene Ontology annotation, molecular function: glucose-6-phosphate dehydrogenase activity; NADP binding. Gene Ontology annotation, cellular component: chloroplast stroma.
GGAGAAUCAAGUAGCUUAAUUGUCUUCUAAUACCCAGCAAGAGAAAGAGACAAACACCUCUUCGGAGAUCUCAAAGGUCUCUCCUCUUUCUCCUUUUCAUCUUCAACCAACCCUCGUUUUCUCCGAACUCCAACUCUCUCUCUCUCUUAUUUACCCAUUUCCUUCCUUUUCCUCACUCUCCCCCAAUCAUGGCUACCCUUUACUCAACUCACUGUCGUUCGUUCCCAUCCUCUUCCUCCACCUCAUUCCCUCCUUCCAACCGCUUUCUUCCCGCCACUGUUUCUCUCAAAUCUCAACCCCAAUUUCUUCAACACCUUUCAGUUCAUACCCAACAACAUGACGGUGCAGCUACUGUAUCCCCGGUUGAAAACAACCAUAGUGGCAAGCGACGGAUACCUGAAAUAGUGCCGGUUAUAUCGUCCAAGGAGUCUGAAGUUGAGGUUGAUUUUGGAAAGGAUGGAAAUGAGGUUACUGUUAGUAUAACUGUUGUUGGAGCUUCUGGAGACCUUGCUAAGAAGAAGAUUUUUCCGGCACUCUUUGCACUUUACUAUGAGGGGUUUCUCCCUAAGCACUUCACUGUUUGCGGUUAUGCUCGAAGUAAGAUGACUGAUGUAGAAUUGAGAAAUAUGGUUAGCAAGACUCUUACAUGUAGAAUUGAUCAAAGAGAGAACUGCAAUGAAAAAAUGGAACAGUUUCUUAAAAGAUGUUUCUAUCAUUCGGGUCAAUAUGAUUCUCAGGAAAAUUUUGCAGCACUAGACAAGAAGCUCAAGGAACAUGAGGGUGGGAGAGCUUCUAAUCGCCUGUUUUAUCUUUCAAUUCCUCCUAAUAUAUUCGUAGAUGCUGUAAAAUGCGCUAGCUUGUCAGCUUCUUCGGGUAAUGGUGGUUGGACAAGAGUCAUUGUUGAAAAACCUUUUGGCCGUGAUUCAGAAUCCUCUGCCGCUUUAACAAAGUCGCUCAAGCAGUAUCUGACCGAGGAUCAAAUUUUCAGGAUUGAUCACUAUCUUGGGAAAGAGCUUGUGGAAAAUCUUUCUGUUCUCCGAUUCUCAAAUCUAAUUUUCGAACCAUUAUGGUCAAGGCAAUACAUAAGAAAUGUACAAUUGAUAUUCUCAGAAGAUUUUGGUACUGAAGGACGUGGCGGGUACUUCGACAAUUAUGGUAUAAUUAGAGAUAUUAUGCAGAAUCAUCUACUUCAAAUACUAGCCCUCUUUGCAAUGGAAACCCCUGUUAGUUUGGAUGCAGAGGACAUUAGAAAUGAAAAGGUCAAGGUUCUACGUUCGAUGAGACCCAUUAAACUCGAGGAUAUAGUUUUAGGCCAAUAUAAGAACCACACGAGAGGAGGCGUUGCAUAUCCAGCCUAUGUUGAUGACAAAACUGUACCGAAGGGCAGUUUAACACCAACAUUUGCCGCGGCUGCCCUCUUCAUAGAUAACGCAAGAUGGGACGGGGUUCCUUUUCUGAUGAAGGCUGGGAAAGCGUUGCAUAACAAGAGAGCUGAGAUAAGAGUACAGUUCAGGCACGUGCCGGGCAAUCUGUACAAUCGAAAUUUCGGGUCAGAUCUUGAUCGGGCUACAAAUGAACUUGUUAUAAGAGUUCAGCCCGAUGAAGCUAUCUAUUUGAAAAUCAACAACAAAGUACCCGGGCUAGGAAUGAAGUUGGACCGCAGUAAUUUGAAUCUUCACUAUGCAGCAAGAUAUUCAAAGGAAAUACCAGAUGCUUACGAGAGGCUACUUCUCGAUGCGAUUGAAGGGGAAAGAAGACUCUUUAUACGCAGCGACGAACUUGACGCCGCUUGGUCACUCUUUACGCCCGUGCUGAACGAGAUAGAAGAUAAAAAGAUAACUCCAGAAUACUAUCCUUACGGUAGUCGUGGUCCUGUUUGCGCUCACUAUCUUGCAGCCAGGUACAACGUACGAUGGGGCGAUCUUGGUCUAGAAGUAGAACAAUAAUACGUAACAGUUUGUCGCGAUUGUUAUCAGCCUCCGAUUUUAGCUAACACACCCGACGAUUUGUGGUUUCUUACCGGUGCGGUUUUAUUUUUUUAAUAAUACACUUGUAUGGUAGGAAAAUACAUGAAAACAUGUAAAGUAAUAAGGAAUUAAAGUGAAGAAUAGUGUGAUGAAAGCAUUGAGAUUUUUCAUUUAUUUAUUUUUGGUUAGAUACAGAAAAUGCUUCAUGUAGUUUUCAUUUGAAUGUAUUUUGAUUGGAGGGAAUUUUAAAUUUAGGCAUUGAA